Messenger RNA from Schistosoma margrebowiei, 946 nucleotides. NCBI's taxonomy places the organism in Eukaryota, Metazoa, Platyhelminthes, Trematoda, Strigeidida, Schistosomatidae. The record is from the annotation of a GenBank genome assembly.
AUUUAACGCUAGCUGAAGGUAUCGUUCAAGGGUGUGUUGGAGCGCAAUAAAUAAGAUUUUCGCAUGUCUUAAAAUACCAAUUUAAAUACUCAGAGUUAAACUUCGGUCAAAUGUCAAAGCUUCUUUUAUUAACACACCCACGCCAGAUUAUACUUCCUUGUGAUGAAGCUGCCACUCGUUCUGUCAUUUGCUAUUUGUCUCGAAGUAGAUUACCAUUCCAUGUUGAUCAUAUUUUAAACGCUGAUUCAUGUUCUCCUGAUCACUUACUCCCUGUUACUAUUCUUAAUGGCUCCAUUGUGACUGGUUACACUUCUUUGUGUCUGCGUUUGAGUAUAUUAAAAGCCAAUAAGGAUGUUAACCUUAAUGGUUCUAAACUUAUUUCACGCAGUUUACGACAUUCUUACUUAUUUUGGAUUUCUGAUACAUUACGGAAUGUAAUGCUUUAUUUCACCUGGUUUCAUGAAUCUACCUAUUUGAAUUUGACUUACGAACGUCUUAAAUCUUCUACACCGCGUUUGCUAACUAGAUUUAUUGCCAAACGAAAACGACAACAACAUCUUCGUUUUUUGGAAUCUAUUGGUUGGGACAAAAUGAGUACAAGUGAUAUCCUGAAAGAUAUGGAAGCACUUUGUGUCAGUAUUGUUGAACUACUUGGUAAUGGCCCAUUUCUAUUUGGACGUAGUACACCUGGGAAAGUUGAUGCCCUUUUGUAUGGACAUUGGACUGUAUUUUGCGAGUUUUCAGAAUAUUUCAUUUCAUUAAAACCUGUUUUAGAUAAAUAUCCAGCUAUCAGCGAUCUUAUCAAGCGUGUUGCUGAAAUAUGUGAUCAACCGCUUAGUUGUAAUUAAAAAUAUUAUAAGCUAAUUUUCGAUUCAUUAGUGUACAUAAUACUUAUUUAAAGAAACUAUUUAUGUAUCUAGUAUUUUAAAUACAAACAUUCAGAAAA